Hydractinia symbiolongicarpus is the source of this 2138-nucleotide messenger RNA. RefSeq lists its product as uncharacterized. The record is from RefSeq and is a predicted model, not a curated record. NCBI's taxonomy places the organism in Eukaryota, Metazoa, Cnidaria, Hydrozoa, Anthoathecata, Hydractiniidae. The transcript is spliced from 8 exons. The coding region runs from base 446 to 1546 and encodes 366 amino acids.
GGCCACAUGCCUACAGUAAAAUGAAAAUAAUCAAUUUGAAAGAAUAUUGUAAAUAUGGGAAUCAGAAAGCAUCUGUAAACGAUAACUUAGUACAUAAGUACUAGUCGAGGACGCGUCGACACUACAAACAUUUAGUGUGAGAGGCUGUGAAAGACUUCGAUAUUUUGUAUUUUAUUGUUUGUAAAAAAUCAUUUCUUAAUGACAAUAUAUAACGAGAUAAUGAGGGUCUUAAAUGAUGUCAUACUCCGGAUCAAUGUUCUUAGCUAUCGUCAGAAGUUUCGUUAUCGGCUUAUAGUAAUUAUCUUAAUAGCGAAAGUUCAUAAAACUGUCAUUUUAAGAACGGUUUAAAAAUUUAUCCACAAAAUUAAAACUGUGCUAGUUACUUUCAGUUUAUUUAUUCUCUUUGCUUGUCUCUUGUGUCACUUUAGUAAGAAAGACUGUAAAAAUGUUCCACCAACAUAUAUUUGUUGUUUUGCUAACUGUCACAUGUGUUGAGACGUUAUUCAUAGAAAGAAAAUUAUACGGAGAUGUCAUUACAAAUAUAAGUAAAGAUGAAUGUAAGAUUAGUGAAAACACAGAAUGGGAAAAAGAUAUAUGUACAUGUGAAAGAGGAUAUGAAACAGCAAUUGUUGUGGAGAAUAAGGUUAAAUGUAAAAACAGAAGUGAAAUUUUAAAAUCAUAUGGUUCCUCACGCUGUACCGUAUUUGGACAUAAUACAGAUGGAACCAGGAUUGUUGUUGUUCGUUAUGAUGGUGUUUUUGUCCUAAAAAAGAAACAGAAAAUAUUAGAAAAGUGUCCAGGGAAACACGGUACCAAAAUUGAAUUAAUAUAUCCACAAAAAAAAGUCAUUUCUAUGAACUGGACUUUUCAUUCUUCAAACGAUUAUCCGUAUGUGAAAUUUAAAAGUAUCGACCAUAAAUAUUCUGGUUACUUGUUCAGAAUUAAUGGUGUGUGUAAUGAAAUAUGCAUUGUUGCGAAAUUUAAUAAAUCAGUACUUAUUAACACAACAACAACAACAAAAACAACAACAACAACAACAACAACAACAACAACAACAACAACAACAACAGCGCUAAAAACAACAAAAAAUUCAACUUUUGUGACUGACAAACACAACAGCAGCUCCAUUGAUAUACCAUUAUUAGUUGGUAUAGUAAUCGCAGCAUUGAUUCUCAUUCUUGUGGUAUUAAGCAUCAUAUUUGCCAUAAGACAAUGUAGAAGACCAAAGAUCAAGGAGAAAAAAAAUCCACAGCCACCAGUGAUGGCAAAUCCAGAAUAUGAUUAUGUCAUAUCAACAGCUGCAAAGAGCUUGAUAUCCAGCGACACGAUACAUCAGACGGCGACAUAUUCACCAAUGUAUGACAUUCCGAAAACUAAAGAACUACCCAAAAAAGACCAACCUGAACCGGUAUACUUUGAAACAGAACCAGAAUACGAUGAUGCAAUAUAUGCUCAGGAAAAGUUAGAAGAAUAUCUUGCAGCAAAACGUCCUGUUUAUGCAAAAAUAAACAAAAUAGAUAACACAGAAACAUUUGCCUUGAAGUAAAGCAAAGUAUUUAUUAAAUAAAGAAUUAUAAAAAGUUUAGGAGAAGGUUUUGUAACUUUCUUUCCUUUUUUCUUUUCUUUAACAAAACAAGUUAUAAAAACGUGAAAAGACAUCAUUGCAUAGAAAAGUUGAUGUUAUCAGUUAUUAAAAUACGCUUUUAAAUCUGCCCAAAACAGUUUGUUGUUCUUCUAAAUAAUGAGAUUUUUCUAGUCCAACUACCUCUGGCUUGCAUUUGCUUGCUCCCGUGCUUUCAUUAUUGCUAGGUUCGUCGUGCCAGGACAUCGUAUUCAGCAUAGAUAUCGUAUUCAGCUUAGAUUCACUGGCGUAUUUAGCAACGUAUAUGUAUUUUCUACGUGUAUAUAGAGGAGAGGAGGAAUACCGAAGACGAGUCGUUAUGUGUUGCAUAGUCGAACUCGCGAAGAUAUAUAUUUACACAGAAAUGGCAGACGUGUUUUUAUCCCUUCUUUGAUACAUCUCUAUUUCCCUCUGUAAGUGCCUUUAUUUUUCAUAAGAUGUACCAUAACAUGUACCAGGUUUAGCAUUAUAUCAAAAAGGCCCAUUUUGAGGUUCCUAUUUUAUUGUAAAAACUUAU